CUGAAACACUUCAAACCUCAACCAAUCAAAGGCAUUCACAUCGAGCAAGGUCACAGUUUGAGUGUUAAUUGCAAUAUUCCUUAUGGAGUACCAUCACCCACUGUAUUCUGGUUAUAUCGCGAUAAAGUGCAAACGAACAUUAUCGAAACCAUUCGAAGACCUCAUAUCGCCGUUGAUCCAGAAGGAACAUUACAUUUCACCGAAGUAUCUGAACACGAUGGACGAAAGAAUCUGAUAUAUCAGUGUGCUGCAACCUCACCUGUACUGCAUGGAGAGUAUCGAGCUGGAGAUGAGAUUGAAUUGAUCGUUACCCCUUCUGUUUCUGACAGAGGUGUAGCCGCUCAUAAGCUAUGGUUCAGUCCUGAACAGAUUGCAGUAAAGGCUGGUACGAGACUGAAGCUGAUGUGUAUUUUUGGUGGAAGACCAUUACCAACGGUAACGUGGAGUAAGAUCGACGGAGAUUUACCGGUGAAACGAAUGAAAGAUUUGACUUCAUCGGAAUCCGAUUUCGGUAAAUCGUUGAUCGUGGAUAGUAUACAUCCGGAUGAUGCGGGCAUUUAUGAGUGCAGAUCGCAACAUUUAGUGCAUCAAAUGCACGUGAAUAUUACAGCAGCACCUUACUGGGAGUUGGAGGCACCCGCAGAUGUUGACCUGCCUGAGGAAACUACGGCUGAGCUGAGGUGUUUCGCUUCUGGUAGUCCGAAACCGUUCAUACAGUGGUUUAUGAAUGGAAUUCCUUUACACGAAGUGCCCGAUAAUGGUCGCAGAUUGAUUCUGGAUGGCGGUCGUAUAUUGAGGAUAAUCAAUCUGGAUCAUGACGUCGACACGGCAGUAUACCAGUGCAAUGCAUCCAAUCCUCUUGGGUACAUCUUCGCGAAUGCUUUCGUUAAUGUCAGAGCGCACGCUCCUCGUUUCCUGAUGCCCAAUCAUCGAAUCUGGAAAGUGGUUCGGAAAACCACCGUUGAAAUGUCUUGUGAGGUUGAUGCUGCACCGAAAGCUGCAGUAAGAUGGGUUGAUGAGAAUGAUCAGGCCAUUGCUAUCAUUCCUGGAAAGAUGCAGUUAUUCCCGAAUCACACCCUACGAAUAACCCAAGUGAAUUCAGCGGAUGAAGGUCUUUACUACUGUAAUGUUUCGAAUAAAUACGGCAUCAAUCGAGCUUAUAACAAGCUGGAAGUAUUUAAUCCAACACAUUUCGUAAAGGUACCAACACCAAAAAAACAAAUCGUCGAAGCACACGAAUCAUUCGCACUGAAUUGUGAGGCAGUUUCGGAUAGUCGUUUAUCAAUAGAGUACACCUGGACUCAUAAUGGUGUACCGAUCAACGAUACCGAACAUUCGAAGAUCACAAAUACAACGUUAGUUUUGAAAGAUGUUCGUGGAUGGCAUUCUGGUGCUAUCGAUUGUGUCGUUGUCACUGAUGUAGACGUCAAAAUGUCUGGCAUUCAACUUGUUGUGCUCGUUUUGAAAGAUGUUCGUGGAUGGCAUUCUGGUGCUAUCGAUUGUGUUGUCGUCACUGAUGUAGACGUCAAAAUGUCUGGCAUUCAACUUGUUGUGCUUGAUGUACCAGCAGCACCAAUCGUAUCCGAGGUGGACUGCAAUGAGCGUCGCGCAAUGAUCAGAUGGCAGCGCUCUAGUGANCCCUUCAUCGGUCAGAACAUAUAUAUCGACUACGAUGAUAAGAAUCAUUUCCAGGGGAAAUGGCAAACUGUGGUUGAAGAGGAGAAUACAUCGACAGACUUUUAUCAAGCUGACAUCACACUUUCACCUUGGGUGAAUUACACAUUUCGAGUGAUCGCCAGAAAUUCGCACGGUGAAAGUGAGCCGGGGUAUUUGGACGAUGUGAAGUGCGAAACGAAGCAAUCGUUUCCGUACAUUAAUCCGCGAGAUGUGGUGGUCGAAGGGACUGAACCGAACAAUUUGGUGAUUCGUUGGAAACCAAUGGAGAAAUACGAGUGGAAUGCACCGAAUCUGCAAUAUCGCGUCAGAUAUCGACUUAAUGAACCUGGUACAGAUUGGAAAGAAACACUAAUCGAGGAUCCACUUGCGAAUCAUACAGUGAUCAGAGAUCAACCAACGUUUCGUGAGUAUGCAGUUCAAGUGGAGGCACUCAAUCGGAUUGGCAAAUCAAUUAUUGAACCGGUCACCUUUUAUGGUUUUUCUGGGGAGGAUGUGCCCCUCGAAUCACCGGAUCAGUUCAAUAUCGUCGAGUUUUUAAAUUGUUCUACUGUCACUAUCGGUUGGACACCAAUUAAUCCGGAUACCGUUAGGGGGCACUUCAGAGGCUAUGAGAUAGAAUAUUACGAGACCGAUAAGCCGUUCAUGGUUGAGAAGAUACUAGUGGAUAACAGCAGCAAUCAGGUGAUUUUGAACGAUCUGGAAGCGAUCAGCAAUUAUACGGCACGAAUAUUCACUGUUAAUAAUCGUUAUCGAAGUGAAUCGCAAUCUGUAAUCUCAUUCUGUACGCCUGAAGGAUGUAAGUACUAUUCCGUUCCAGAUUUGUUGAUUCGUUUACCGUGA
This is a messenger RNA of Anisakis simplex (herring worm), 2517 nucleotides long. NCBI's taxonomy places the organism in Eukaryota, Metazoa, Nematoda, Chromadorea, Rhabditida, Anisakidae. The record is from the annotation of a GenBank genome assembly.